AUGUCGGAGCGGCAGGCGGCCGGGGGGCCGGCGGGCCGCGGCGGGGACGGCCGGGGAGUGGAGGGGAGCCAGGCGGCCGCCUCAGAGAAUGAAGAUCUAGAAAACACCAACGUCACCUCUGCAGUGGCUUCGGCCUCUGAUCCAGAACCCCAUUCCUCACCUUACAGGCCACAGACGGUAUCUCCGGCGAGCGAGGAUGCCCCAGAAGAUCUGCAGAAGACAGCUGGUGCGUUGGAGGCGCAGGCCUUGGUGGAACAGGAAUUGCUGCCUGCAGACCAGGUCCAGGUCCUCAACAAGAUGGCCAAGCACCACGUUCCACAAAGGUCUGGGGACAUCGUUAUGAUCCAGUCUGAGCACACAGGAGCUAUAGAUAUCCUUUCAGCUGAUUUGGAAUCUGCAGAUCUCCUGGGGGAUCAUAGGAAAGUGUCCCCGCCUCUGAUGGCUCCUCCGUGCAUCUGGACCUUUGCCAAGAUGAAGGAAUUCAAAAGCAAGCUGGGCAAAGAGAAGAACAGCCGUCUGGUGGUGAAGCGGGGUGAGGUGGUGACCAUCCGGGUACCUACCCAUCCAGAGGGGAAGCGUGUUUGCUGGGAAUUUGCGACUGACGACUAUGACAUUGGCUUUGGAGUUUAUUUUGACUGGACCCCUGUAACCAGCACUGACAUAACUGUGCAGGUCAGUGAUUCCAGUGAGGAUGAGGAUGAAGACGAGGAAGAGGAGGAAGAGAUUGAAGACCCUGUCCCAGUUGGUGAUGUAGAGAGAGGCUCCCGGAGCUCCCUGCGAGGUCGUUAUGGGGAGGUCAUGCCUGUGUACCGGCGGGACAGCCACCGAGACGUGCAGGCUGGCAGCCACGACUACCCCGGUGAGGGCAUCUACCUGCUCAAGUUUGACAACUCCUACUCCCUGCUCCGCAACAAGACUCUCUACUUCCACAUCUACUACACUAGCUGA
Messenger RNA from Neomonachus schauinslandi (Hawaiian monk seal), 948 nucleotides. RefSeq names its product transmembrane p24 trafficking protein family member 8 (gene TMED8). The record is from RefSeq and is a predicted model, not a curated record. Bases 1 to 948 code for a protein of 315 amino acids. The transcript has 6 exons. NCBI's taxonomy places the organism in Eukaryota, Metazoa, Chordata, Mammalia, Carnivora, Phocidae.